UAUCAGAAAGUUGUAUGGCAACCACCUCCGGCGCCAAAUAGAACUGGCAGACAUAGACAUUCAGUACAAGAAGAAAAAGAUGGAAAAUCUUGCACUGGAGUCCGAAAUAAAAAAGAGGACAAUUAGGAAACUGGACCUUGAAAUAAAAAAACUUGAGAGGGAGGUGAGAUAUGCCUUCAAUGUACACUGUAUGCUAACUGUAACACAAAUGUAUUAAUCAUUAUUUUUCUUUCCUCCCCCAGCUCCAAGAAGAUGACACAGCUGAAAAUAAAAAUUAGCAAUCAGUACAACCAAGUCAUCGUUAUAAGGCAUCGCCCUCUUUUGCCCACUCCCCCAGCACCAGGUGUGGCCACUAGCCUAUAUGAAGGCCCAAAAUUGUGUGUUCCUUUCUGCUCUGACAAUGGCAUGCCCAUUCGUGCGAGAUGUGGUGGAUGAAGAAGCACUUGUGCUGAGGAGAGCCUUCAGGCGAGAAAGGGUCUUCAGGGACCGGUUGGACCCACUGGCCUUCCCUGAUGACCAUCUAUAUGAAAGAUACAGGUUUUCUGCAGAUGGCAUCAGGUAUCUAUGCAGACUACUGGGUCCCAGGAUUAAGCACCGCACUGCACGGAGCCAUGCACUGAGUGUGGAGCAAAUGGUUUGUGUGGCCUUGCGCUUUUUUGCUAGUGGAGCCUUCCUGUACUCAGUGGGGGAUGCAGAACAGCUGAACAAGGCCACAAUUUGCCGCACAAUAAGGAGUGUGUGUCUGGCUAUCAAAGCAUUAGCAGAUGUCUUCAUCUCCUUCCCUGGCCACAGAAGACUCUGUGACAUCAAAGAGGAGUUCUAUAGGAUUGCAGGUUUCCCCAAUGUCAUUGGUGCAGUGGACUGCACACACAUAAGGAUAAAAGCCCCCUCAGGUGCCCAUGAGGCCGAUUUUGUGAAUAGGAAAUCCUUUCACAGCAUUAAUGUUCAGAUGGUCUGCAAUGCUGACUGUGUGAUCAGCAAUGUUGUGGCAAAAUGGCCUGGCUCAGUCCAUGACUCCAGAAUCUUUCGGGCCUCUGAAAUCUAUCAGUGCCUAUCACAAGGUGAAUUCUCUGGUGUGUUGCUGGGAGACAGGGGGUAUGGCUGCCAGCCUUUUCUCCUGACACCUUUCACAGACCCCCAGGAAGCACAGCAGGCCUACAACCAUGCCCAUGCCAGGACCAGGGCCAGAGUUGAAAUGACCUUUGGCCUCCUGAAGGCACGCUUUCACUGCCUUCACAAAUUAAGGGUCAGCCCUGUUAGGGCAUGUGAUAUUACUGUGGCUUGUGCUGUCCUCCACAAUGUGGCCUGCCUGAGGAAGGAGAGGGCCCCCAGAGUGCCACCAGCCAUGGACUGGGACAAUCCGGCAAUCUUCCCUGAUGACGACAGUGGUCGGCUGCUGAGGGACCAAUAUGUGUUGAAUUAUUUUAGUUAGUAUGUGUGCUUUCAAUUUUGGUUAAAUAUGUCCUGCGGUGGCAGAGGAAUUUGGUUUUUUUUGGGUUCGUUUUUUUACGAAUUUGGCCUCUUAUGAUGUUUGUGCGGUAUACUGUGUGUAAUACAAGGCUGCAGGGAGGCUACUGCAUCCAUUCAUUUGUCUGUUCCGUUGAUGUGUAUGG
Molecule: messenger RNA, 1613 nt
Organism: Osmerus eperlanus (European smelt)
Lineage: Eukaryota; Metazoa; Chordata; Actinopteri; Osmeriformes; Osmeridae
Product: putative nuclease HARBI1
Exons: 5
Coding region: 362-1432 (356 amino acids)
Source: RefSeq, a predicted model, not a curated record